UAAAAAGAAUGAAAGACAAGCCAUAAACUGGAAGAGGUUAUUUGUGACAUAUAUAACUUAAAAAGUAUUCGUGUCCAGAAAAUAUAAAGAACUCCUAAAAAUGAAUGGGAAAUAGAAAAACUACCAAUAGAAAGUGGUCAAAAGUCUGACAGGCACUUCACAGAAGGGGAAAUGUAAAUAUCCAGUAAACGAAACAAUGUUCAACAUCAUUGCAAAUCAGGGAAUUAAAUCCACAGUGAUACCCAGAGAUAUCAUUUGAAUCUUUUCUUCUUGUGUCAGUACCAUAUGAUUUUAAUUAUUGGACAAUAAUAGUUUAAUAUUCCCCCUCACUACUUUUCUGUUAAAAAAUUGUUUUUCCUCAUACAUUGUUUCUUCCAAAUUUAAGCAUCAUUUUAUCAAGUUUAAAAAAAAAUUCCAUUCUAUGUACAAUAACAUUAUUUUAAAAUGUACGUUAAUCCUUAGACAAUUUACUUGCUGGAUCUUUCUUGUGUAAGUUUUAUUAAUCUAUAUGCUGCAAAUAUCUUUAGUAAACUUUUAAUACAGUACAUAUGAAUGGUACCACAUAACUUCUUGCUGUUUAUAUUGUCUUUAAAGUCAUAUCCUUAAAUAUGCUAAUAGUCUGAAGAAAAGUAUUUUAUAUCAUGUAGCAGAACAUCAGAUUUGUUACAGUUUUAGCUAUUUCGUGGGAGGUUCUCUGGCAUGUUAUGCAGGGGGAAUGGCAGGAAAUACGUUUUAUGUUUAUUGUUAAAUUGUUUCAUUUGUUGAGCUUCCUCUAAAAGAAGUUGUAUAAAUGGGAGGGGAUCAAGGAAGUUUUAAAGAUUUAAGGUCUGAAGGAACAGAGAUGUUUUCAUGGGAAAUGUGUUUUUAUUUUAGUGUCAUAAAAUUUCCAAAUCCUAGAUUUUAUUAUAUGUGACAAUAAGACAGUAUGAAUUAUUGCUAGUGUAGCUGAGGUUAAUAACCUCCAUAAGCAUGAACUCCCAUGAUUUUAUUUAGAACCCCUCUAAGGUACUUAUCAGUAUUCUCCACCCCAUCUCACCCUCAUUAGACAUAUUAAAGGUACUUAAAAUCAUUUUUGUAGCUGCCUAAAUAUCUUAUAAUGUGGGCUCAUAAACUAAAUAGGCAAACAUUCGUGUUAUAUUAAAUGGCAGCUACACAGCAAAUCAGUGAGUGCAUUUUGACCAUCUUAACAAUUGAUUUUAUUAACUCAGAUUUAUUCAUUAAUAUUUAGAGAAAUAUGAAGUCAAGAAAAUUAAAAACAGUAUUUCUGAAAGAGUCUCCUAAAUCUAAUAGAGAUGGAAUUUUUUAAAGUAAAUAAGACAUAAUAUGGAUAUAUCAUUGAAGUUCAGUUUGAGUUUAUGUCAACAUAAAAGACCUUUUAAAAUCCUAUUUUAGGGACGCAUCAUAAGAUAAUGGAAAGAGCACAGGCUUUGAAGUAACCUGGUUUCCAUGUCUAGCUCUAACUUAGGAUAAAUUGCUUAAUCUUACUGAGCUUUAGUUUCCUUGUCUGUAAAAUAAGAUGAAUCAUUAUUUCAGAAUUACGUUGACCAUUAAAUAAGUUAACAUAGAAGCACUUAGCAUACUGUAUGACUUAUGUAAUAUACUCAAUAAGUGUCACUUCUGGUUUUAAAAUUAGAGGUGAUAUCGUUAAGCCCUUAUUAUAUCCAUGAAUAAGUACAUUACAUGGCUAUUUCUUAAUUCUUUCAACAGCCUUUUAAGGUUGAUUUAUUCCCACUUUACAAGUAAGGAACAUAAGGAUUAGUGGGGUUAACAUGCCCACUGUGAUGUAACUAGUAAGUGUCAGAUCUGGGACCCAAACCAAAGCCCUUUUUCUUAACCAUUGUGAUACACAUUGGUUCUUAGCAGUAGCAGGAGGAAUAAUGUACAUAUUAGAGACUUAGAUCUGGACUUGAAAGUCAUUUGGAAAGUAUAAUUGUGGUAGGGAAAAUGAAAGAAAGGGAAACAUCAAAGGAUUUCAGCAGAAGAAACUUUAAAAAGCAAUGGUAAUGCACAUCUGGUAGAUAUAGAAGAGUUCAGACAAGGGUGACUAGUGAGAUAUAGUAAAGGAAAGUGGAAUGUGUGAGUCAUGUAGUAGGCAGGUUUCCUUCUGGCAACUGUACACUUGCUUUAAGCACAGAAAAAAGAACAGAUUGCUGAAGAAACUGCCAUAGCAUUAAUAUAUGAGUCUGAUGAGAAUUUUCUCCCAUUUGAUUUUCUUUUUUAUUCUUUUUCCUUUCCAGAUGACUCAGGAUUAAAAUAUUUCAUCUGUCCCUCCCUUAUUCUCAUCUGACACUCAUAUCUUAGGCAUAUUUUCUGGGUUAAUAGAGAGUAGCUUGUUUUAAUCUACUCUCUCUUUUUUUAGUCUCCAUGGUUUGUUUGCAUCUAGUCAGGAAGCUAUCAUCUAGUUUAAAACUGAGUCACUGGAAGAAAUAGUUGUUUUAGUCUGCAUGGUAAGAUUAUGUAAUGUAAUGUAGAAAAAGUUUAUUAGAUAUGGUGUCUCAAUGCCUUCUCCAAAAGUUUACCACCAAUACUGCUUUCUCUUUUUUAACCAACAUUAUGUUAGUAUAAACUUCAUUUCUUUUCUCCUACCAGUCUUCCCUCCCUUUUUCUUUUGUAGGGAAAGAAUUUAAAGGUAAAUACAGUCUUUCUCCUCAAAGAAAACUUGUGAAGAAAUUUACAAUUUAGUAUCUAAUACAGAAAGUACUGUAGUAAGAGCAGGAAAAGAAAUAAGGGAACAUUAAAUUCUGUGGCAUGGAAGAUGGUGAUCCAAUUAAUUUACAGAGAAAUAUUUGAGCAGGUCCUUGAAAGCUUUUUGUUGGUGACAGAGCUAGGAAGGACAUUCCAGACAGGAGAGCCACGUCAGGAAAGCACAGAGCACCUCAGGUCUUUCAGUGAAUUGCAGCCUAAACAAGAGCUGGCCCUCUACAGGGUCUCAACAACUGUUCAUGAAAGAGGAGUUGUAGGCUUAACCUGCAGCUAGUAAUCAGCUGGUGACUAAAUUAUGCUAAGAAGGAAGCCCAUGGGGAGAAAAAAAAUUCUGCAGAGUACAGGUGAGCUUGAAGUCCACUGCCGGGAAGAAACUGAAUUAUACUCCUGUAGCUCUCGACCUUUGAGCAAACCUGUUAUAAAGAUAUCCACAUGGAUGGAAGUGGCAUUUAUUCCAGAGGUCACCCUCACUUGCUUAUUUCAGGAAGUUUUUCCCUCUGUUUUUUUAUUGUUUUAUUAUGCAGAUAUCCAUUGGUCCUUUCGGUAAUAGAUUGCAUUUAUUGAGCUUACCAUGUGCCAGGCACUGUUCCAUGCUCUUUACGCACUCCAUCUCAUUAACAGCUUUUUUCUUUCUUAUGAUUUUAAUAGUCUUAGCUUUAUUUGCCUUCAUUUUGAAAUCUUACCUAUUUUUAUUAAAUGUCUUUCCUCAUUUUAUUUUUAUUCUUUCUAAAAAUUUAGAACUUUUUAUUUUAUUAUUAAUUUUUCAUUUAAAAAUUCUUAUACUUUUUGUUGUGUUUUCUUUGGUUUUGUCUUUUUUUUAACCCUGUCUCUUAUCCUCUCUCAUCUUUUUAGCACAUUUGUUAUACUUCAAUCUCCUUUCUCCUCUUUUUACACCUUUUAUUUUAUAAUUAUUUUAUGCUACAGGAAGAAAGAAAUCUAUAACAGAACCUCAUCUGAAGACCCAUACAGGGUCAUUUCUGAAUAAACUUGUACCAUAAUUACUAUGAAUACUUGGUUUCCUAAUUUAGGAUUACAGCAGACCUGAAUUUCCUAUUUGGUAAAAAGUAUUGCUUAUCUCAAAGAAUAUAGCAGUUCAUAGGGAGAAAGCUUAACUCAGUGCUUCUGUAUUUCACCAACACUGUAUCCAUUAGAGAUGCUUUCAUAUCGGGUAAUAGCAAACUAACUUAUAGUAGUCUUCUUUUUCCGCAUUACAGAAAGUCUGAGUAGGCAUUCCACGACUGGUACAGUUGUGCCUUGAUGUCAUCAUGAAGCUGCCAGACUGUCUAUCUUUCCAUUUUUCAGUCCCUAGUGUAUUAGUGUAUCACCUCAUGGUUGUAAGAUGACUGCUACAGCUCCAGACAUCAUCGUCAGCAUUCAAGGUAGAAAAAGAUAAGACAGCACUAGCUCAUCUGAUCCCUUUUAUCAGACUAGGAAAAACUUUUCUGAAGCCACCCUCUACCUUCAUUCCCCCUGCAGCAGACUUUAUUUAUUUCAUAGAUCAAAACUAUCACACAGCACCCCCAGAUGACGGGGAAGUUGGAAAAGUUGACAGAUUUGCAAUGGAUUUAGAGCAGAGCCGAGAUCUGAACAACGCCAUAGUCCAUAUUGACAUGGAUGCUUUCUAUGCUGCUGUAGAAAUGAGGGACAAUCCAGAACUGAGGAAUAAACCCAUUGCUGUAGGAUCAAUGAGUAUGUUGUCUACUUCAAACUACCAUGCAAGGAGGUUUGGUGUUCGUGCAGCCAUGCCAGGAUUUAUUGCUAAAAGACUCUGCCCACAACUUAUUAUAGUUCCCCCAAACUUUGACAAGUAUCGAGCUGUGAGUAAAGAGGUUAAGGAAAUAUUUGCUGAUUAUGAUCCCAAUUUUAUGGCCAUGAGUCUUGAUGAAGCCUACUUGAAUGUAACGAAGCACCUACAGGAAAGACAAAAUUGGCCUGAGGACAAAAGAAGAUAUUUCAUUAAAACAGGAAACUCUGCAGAAAAUGAUAAACCAAGAGAGGAAGUUAAUAAAUUGAGUGAACGUGAACUAUCCAUCUCUCCACUACUUUUUGAAGAUAGUCCUCCUGAUUUGCAGCCUCCAGGAAUUCCUUUCCAAGUGAACUUUGAAGAACAGAACAACCCUCAAAUACUCCAAAACUCAGUUGUUUUUGGAACAUCAGCCGAGGAAGUGGUAAAGGAAAUUCGUUUCAGAAUAGAGCAAAAAACAACACUGACAGCCAGUGCAGGCAUUGCCCCAAAUACAAUGUUAGCAAAAGUAUGCAGUGAUAAGAAUAAACCAAAUGGACAAUACCAAAUUCUCCCCAACAGACAAGCUGUGAUGGAUUUCAUCAAGGACUUACCCAUUAGAAAGAUUCCUGGAAUAGGAAAAGUUACAGAGAAAAUGUUAAAGGCGCUUGGAAUUAUUACUUGCACAGAUCUCUACCAACAGAGGGCAUUACUUUCUCUCCUUUUCUCUGAAACAUCCUGGCAUUAUUUCCUUCAUAUCUCCCUGGGACUAGGCUCAACACACCUGGAAAGGGAUGGAGAGAGGAAGAGUAUGAGCGUUGAGAGGACAUUCAGUGAGAUAAGUAAUGCAGAAGAACAGUACAGCUUGUGCCGAGAGCUUUGCAGUGAACUUGCUCAAGAUCUUCAGAAAGCAGGACUUAAGGGUAGAACUGUUACCAUUAAGCUGAAGAAUGUGAAUUUUGAAGUAAAAACUCGUGCAUCUACAGUUUCACCUGUUGUUUCUACUGCUGAAGAAAUAUUUGCCGUUGCUAAGGAAUUGCUAAGAACAGAAAUUGAUGCUGAUUUUCCACAUCCUUUAAGAUUAAGACUCAUGGGUGUGCGGAUAUCUAGUUUUCCCAAUGAAGAAGAUAAGAAACACCAACAAAGAAGCAUUAUUGGCUUCCUACAGGCUAGAAACCAAGCCCUGGCAGCCACUGAGCAUAUACUAGAGAAAACUGACAAAGAUCAGUUUACAAAACCUCUAGAAAUGUCUCAUAAGAAGAGUUUCUUCGAUAAAAAAAGAUCAGAAAUGAAAUGGAAGCACCAAGACACAUUUAAAUGUGAAACUGUGAAUAAACAAAGUUUACACACAUCACAACCAUUCCAAGUUUUAAAGAAGAAAAUGGAUGAGAAUUUAGAAACAUCAAAGAAUUCAGAUAACUGUCAGAUAUUUACCUGCCCUGUUUGCUUUAGGGAACAAGAAAGCAUCAGUCUGGAAGCUUUUAAUAGACAUGUGGAUGCAUGUCUCGGUGGACCUUCAGUCAGUGAAGAUCACGCUUUCUCGUCAGAAGUUAACAAGGAAGAAAAUGUGCAUCAUUCUCUUUCAUUCUAUGAGAAGCAGGAUUCUGAAGCCCAUCAGAAGAAUAUAGAAAUCACUUCGGUAGACUGUGUAGAUUUGGUAGAGACUAUAGGUAACCUAACUAAAGCAGAAAGUAUAGAUGCUUUAAGUAGUAAGCACAGCAAAGAGGAAUGUUCUAGCCUUCCAAGCAAGGCUUUUAAUACUGAAUGCUUUCAUCAGAAUUCUUCUUGUACUGUUCCAUUGGAAAAUGAAGAUGGCAUAUCAUUAAGUAGGCAAGAAUCCCCCCAACCUUAUUUACAUGAAAUGAUAACAGACCAAGCUCUAGUUUGUCCUGUUUGUAACCUAGAACAAAAGACUUCAGAUCUUUCCCUAUUCAAUAUGCAUGUGGAUGUUUGCUUAAAUAAAGGUGUUAUCCAGGAACUGAGGAAGGAUAAAGUUAAUCCAGUUAGCCAACCCAAAGAAAGCUCAGGAAGUACUGGUAGCUCAGGCAGAGUACAGAAGCCUGUAACAAAAACAAGAAGGCCAGGACUGAUAACAAAGUAUUCAAGAUCAAAGAAAAUAAAGCCAAACAAUUCCACACACACCCUCGAUCUAUUUUUUAAAUGAACAUUGAACAUUUUUAUCAUUAAUUUUUUCAGUAAAACUGGUUGUUUUAUAAUCAGUGAGUUUAUUCUUCCCAUUAUAAGUUUGGAUAUUUAUUUAGUAGAAAGCAAGUGCAAUAAUCCCUGUCCAAAAGAUAUUUUCUUUCAUAUGAAUUUGGAAUAGAUACUGAUUUACUUCUGUCUACCUUUUUGAAAACUAUGAGAAUUUCACUUCCGAUAUACAUCAACUGAGAAUCAGUGAUGUUAGGGAUAAUUUAUAAAAAGAGAAACCUAAGAAUAGAAAUAGAAAGUGAUUUUUUUAUUAUUUUUUGUAAUGACUAUAAGAAUAUAUUUAAAAGGACUCUCAGAGGUUCACACAAACCUAUUCUAACCUAAGAAUUUUUUAGCACUUAUCCUUUUUGUUGACAUUAGACUAUUGUAUUUAAUCCUAGUUUCUUCAGGUACCUCAUGAGCUUUCAUAACUCAGAUUUAUCGUAAGUGCUAUGAAGAAUAUUAGCAGAAUUAGUAUGAGUGAUUUUGUACCUUCAGGAAAAUAUCACAAUAUUAUUUGUUAAAGAGAUUUUUACUUAAAAUAUGAUUGUUUUUCUUAUUUAAAAUUCCCAUAUCUCGUGAAUAGGCACUUGGUUCACUUUAAGCAAUAUUUAACCAAAGAUUCAAGGUAGUUAUUUUCUUAUAUAGGACUUUUAAAUGGCAAUAUUUUAUUUCUUGGCAGUUAUGUAGUUUCUUCAAGAGAAAAAUAUGUAGUUUAAAAGAUUAAUAUAUAUUAGAACAUCACUUUGUUAUAUUUUAUCAUAAAUAUUUUUUAUUAUUUAUGAAAGAAGACAGUUUAACAGUUUUAAAUGGUUAUUCCAAACACUUUUGAGCUGUCAAUAAGUUAGAGUUAUCAAAAGACAAUUAUUUAAUUGGAAUAUGAAGAUGAAAACCAAUUCUGUUAACGCUUUAGAAACUAAAUCUUUUGUUCUCAAAUUUUUUUGUUUUCUCUUUUUCUACUUUUCACAUUUUAACUUAUUAUCUAAGUAUAUAAAGAUAUAAUAUUUUUAGGGAUAGCUUAAAUUAGGAUAUUGCACAAUCUUUGGCCAAAGUGGUAACUUAACUUUUAGUUAGAUUAUUUAAAAUUAGACUUAAUGCUUAUUUUAUAUGCUAUCAUUAUACACUAUGAUGAAUACAAAAAGUUGUAGAGUUAUCGUUCUUGAUUGUGUGACUUAUAUAAGUACUGUAUAAAGUUAAGUUCAAGGAAAGACUGAUUUAGUGUAUUGGAAAGUAGAUAGCACUAUAUUUAAUUAUUUCUGUCCUUAGGAAUAACACAAGGGUACCGUCUAUGAUUUUGCUGGAGAUCCUAGCCAAUUCAGUAAAUAAAAAGAUGAAUAAAAACUGGAAACAAAGGAAGAAAAAUAUUUCCUUACUGUCAGAUGAUGUGUUUGUGUAUGUUAAAAAAAAAAAAUCCACAUUUAAUAAAGGAGUUCGGCAAAGUUUAUGGCUACAAGAUCAAUGUACAAAAUCAAAACAUUCCUAUACAAAGAUACUUUUAACUGUCCUCAUUUAAAAAUAUGUCUUUAUUUGCUCCUGCUUAUCUUUUAAUUUAUUCUUCCCACUGAUUUCCAUCACUGCCUCUGCCAACCCCAUCUCUAUCACUGAAUCCCAUCUACUCUUCUAGGGAAUCUUGAAAACAUCCAUUUCUUUCCAUUCCUUUUAUCAAGCUCUUAACAGUUGCCUGAACUCUGACCUCUCAACUCAUUUCUUAGCUUUCGAUUUCUUUCCCUACUCUAAACCAUUUUAUGCAUUUUUUUACAGAUUAACCAUAAGCAGUGCUUUCCUAAUAUCAUUCUUAUGUUAAAAAUAUAAAACUUCAAAAGCUCUCAACUCUCUCCAGAAUCAGCAGGGAACAAAGAGAGUUGAUUUUUAGCAUUUGAUGAUUUCUAUAGUGUAAAUACUCACACAAUGAUUUAUUUCAAGCUGCAGACAUGAUGUCAGCCAGGUCACAAAAUUCCUGAAAAUUUAGCGAUCAACUCUUGGAAACAGUACAAGCUAGCUCCCGCACUCUGUAAUG
Messenger RNA from Trichechus manatus latirostris (Florida manatee), 8633 nucleotides. RefSeq names its product DNA polymerase kappa (gene POLK). The transcript is spliced from 13 exons. Gene Ontology annotation, molecular function: damaged DNA binding; DNA-directed DNA polymerase activity. NCBI's taxonomy places the organism in Eukaryota, Metazoa, Chordata, Mammalia, Sirenia, Trichechidae. Gene Ontology annotation, biological process: error-prone translesion synthesis. The record is from RefSeq and is a predicted model, not a curated record. The coding region runs from base 4263 to 6590 and encodes 775 amino acids. Gene Ontology annotation, cellular component: nucleus.